Molecule: messenger RNA, 921 nt
Organism: Fusarium graminearum PH-1
Lineage: Eukaryota; Fungi; Ascomycota; Sordariomycetes; Hypocreales; Nectriaceae
Exons: 2
Biological process (GO): dephosphorylation
Molecular function (GO): phosphatase activity
Source: RefSeq, a predicted model, not a curated record
AUGUCGCUCGCCUGGUUCCGCUGCAGAGCGAGGCUGCUCGCCUUAGUAGCAGUCUUUCUUUUCGGGACAUUCUUCUGCCUCACACAAUACGCAGAUAUGGGCUCGUUACGUCAGGGUUCUCUUUUGGCCCUUCUCUCAUCAACACCAGCUCUCAUAGGCUCUGAUCCGAAAUUAAAAUGGUAUCCUCCUAGUGAGAAUAAAGUCAAUUCUCUGAAGGGUGCGAUUGAUGGGGAGGGUACUUAUGGGUUUAUUUUUGACUCGUCGGUCACACCUGAUGAGAAGUAUGGCACGUAUAAUUGGUGUAACAUGCCACAUGCGAGGAAGAGGGAGUAUAAGAAACCUGAGAAGGAAUAUGAGCUUCAAUAUGUUGAAGUGAUCCAAAGACAUCACAAGCGCACUCCCUACGCAGCCAACGCGUUUCCAGUGGAAUCAUACCAAUGGAACUGCGAUAACCAGGGUCUGUACUACUUCGGCAGACAAUUCACCGAUGAACCCAAACCCAACGCUCAAGGGUACUGGAAAGGCUUUAUAUCCGACAUUAAUCCCUUCAUUCCCUCCGGAUGGAUCGGAUCUUGCCAAUUUCCCCAAAUUACAGCUGAAGGUCUCGACGACUCAUGGGUGCACGGCAAAGAUCUUUACGAAGUGUACCACGACCUUCUAAAGUUUAUUCCCGGCCGUGGGGAAGACUGGCGAAGCAGGGUCAAGUUCAGAGUCACCAACAAUCAGAUCACGAGUCAGGUCGCGGGCAUGUUUAUCAACGGCAUGUAUCAGACUACCGAUUCAGUUCCGUUACAUAUUCAACAAGCUGGCGUGGACAGUCUUGAACCGCAGUACAAGUGCAGCGUUGGGAGCAAGCUGACCAGUGCUAUCAAGUCGUCUUCCAUCGCGGAAUGGAAGAAACAUCUUGACAAGACGAAGAGU